AACUUUCUGACCUGCCAACUUGUAAGCAUAGCAACAAGAAUGUUUGAAUUUCCCCUCAAAGAUUAAAGUGUUUGAACGCAAUAAUUUUGUGUAAACGACUCGAAAAUGCAAGGAUUAAAUAUGAUGGAAUUGAAGCGCUUAUCGUAUUUUUGGAUCAAACCGCAUUUGGGAAGAUAAACGAUUACUUUUUCGUGACAGUAUAUUAUUUGCUUUCCUGUGUUGGCUGUGUAAAGACAUUUCCAUGCAAGUUAUUGCAAGAAUUUCUACAAUCUCAAUAACCUCAUGGAUUACAAAUCAUCGGACCGAAGACUAAAACAGACGGGGAAGUCAAAGGGCCUGUCUGAUCACCAAAAACUGUUAAAGGAUCGCGGCCAACAACUGCCUCUCUUGAAGAAAAUCAAGGCUGCGCCUUCGUUAGGAAAAAGUGGGCUGAAAGAUCCAUUCAAGAAAAUUCCGAGUGCUAAAAAGCUUGUGAAAGACAGUUAUUUUGGCAUUCCCCAGCAUCACGGAGAGAAUAAAAGACAUAUUCAGAAGAAAUUUGACAUUUAUGACUUGAAAGAUGGUUUACCCCAUUUGCCGAAAGCAAGCAAAGACAUCAAUAAUCAGGAACAAAUUCAAUUCAAACAUGAUCACAACAAGACCAAUAAGAAAAGUGCUGGAGAGACACUGCCACAGCUUCUCAAUAACAAGACAUUAUCAAAUCAUCAUUUUAUAAAUCUGAUAAAAUCAG
Messenger RNA from Dendronephthya gigantea, 730 nucleotides. RefSeq lists its product as uncharacterized. Lineage: Eukaryota; Metazoa; Cnidaria; Anthozoa; Malacalcyonacea; Nephtheidae. The transcript has 7 exons. The annotation marks the transcript as partial. The record is from RefSeq and is a predicted model, not a curated record.